This is a messenger RNA of Paramecium pentaurelia, 646 nucleotides long. The record is from the annotation of a GenBank genome assembly. NCBI's taxonomy places the organism in Eukaryota, Ciliophora, Oligohymenophorea, Peniculida, Parameciidae.
AAUGAAUUCUAUUAAAAAAUCAAGGAAGGGAUAAUAAUACAAAAAAAAAAUAAAUAAAGAAUAGAGAGAUUUGAUUAAGUAAUUGUUAAUUGAAAAAAUCAAAAACCCUUCAGAAAUAGCAAAAGAAUAUAAUAUACCAAGAUCAACAAUUAAUUCUUAUAAAAAAUCUAAAAGACCCAUGUACGACCCAUUAAAAAAUGCUAUUUUAAAAAGAGCUGAGAAAUGGGUUGACAUGAAUUUUGAUACUCUAAAUAACUAUAAGAGUAUUCCUUAAGUAAAAAAAUAAAUAAAUUCUUAUUUUAACAAAGAAUGCUUCUUUUCGAAUUCAGAAAUGAAUCCAUUAUUCUAUUUAAUUCCAAAAAGCAAAUAGAAUUCUAAAAAACAAAGAAUCCAUUAAAAAGUCUUAUAAGAAGUAUUUACUUAUUUUUAAACGAAAAAACUCUUAAAUAAUAACUAGACUAAUGAAUAAUACUUUGCUAUAGGUACUGUUAUUGAAGUAGAAAUUUAUGAAGCUUAUAUAUAAAAUUGCGGUCAAGAGGAACCUUAUUAAAACAUUUAAAAUUUAUAUCCAAAUAAUACUUAAGUAGUAUAAUCUGAUGAGUCUUUUAAAGUAUUCAAUGAAGAUAGCUUUAAUUAUUACUACUGA